AUGUGGCUGGCUCUAGCUUUGACAUCCGUGGUCCAUGGGAUGGUAUCUGGGCGAUGCCUCUUUAAUUUUCCAUAUUCUAAGAAUCCAGAAGCACGGAUGAACAUUAGUGAAAUGGUCUCCUUCUGGGGAUACCCCAGUGAGGAGUAUGAUGUGCUGACAGAAGAUGGCUAUAUCCUUCAGCUAAACAGAAUUCCUUAUGGGAGAAAAAAUGCUGGAAGCCAAGAUGCUGGCUAUGACGUUUGGAUAGGCAACAGCAGAGGGAACACUUGGUCCAAGCGACAUCUGGUCCUGUCUCCCAAAUGGGAGGAAUUCUGGGCUUUCAGCUUUGAUGAAAUGGCUAAAUAUGACCUCCCAGCAACUAUAAAUUUUAUUGAACAGAAAACAGGACAGAAGCAGUUAUAUUAUAUUGGUCAUUCACAAGGAACCACUAUAGCUUUUAUAGCCUUUUCCACUAUGCCUCAGCUGGCUCAGAAAAUCAAGAUGUACUUUGCUUUAGCACCUGUGGCCACAGUUAUAUUUGUUCAAAGUCCAUUUAAAAAGCUCGCAUUCUUUUCUGAGUAUGGGCUUAAGGAGAUGUUUGGCACCAAAGAGUUCCUACCGCACACUGCCUUGGGUGAGCUGGUCCUUUCCAAAUUCUGUGCCUGCUCAAAGACCUGCAAGAGCGUCUUGUCUAUGCUCUUUGGAUUUAACUGGAGUAAUGUAAAUAUGAGCCGAGUAGAUGUGUACGCAGCACACUCCCCAGCAGGGACUUCAGUACAAAAUGUAAUCCACUGGUUGCAGGGAGUUCAAAGUGGUGCACUGAGAGCUUAUGAUGGUGGGAGCAUGUAUAACAGUCUUCGCUAUAGACAGGUGGGUCCACCACGCUAUGACGUGAAGAACAUGAAAGUGCCGACGGCCAUAUGGAGCGGUGGCGUGGACUGCCUGGCUGAUCCCCGGGACGUUGCCCUCCUGCUCCCCCUGGUUAAGAACCUGGUCCACCAUAAGGUGAUUCCCCAGUGGAACCACCUGGAUUUCCUGCUGGGACUUGAUGCAACUGAGGUUUUGUACCAGGAAAUUGUCGACAUAAUGAAGAGGCAUCCAUAA
This is a messenger RNA of Falco peregrinus (peregrine falcon), 1083 nucleotides long. Its product is annotated as lipase member K-like. The record is from RefSeq and is a predicted model, not a curated record. Gene Ontology annotation, cellular component: intracellular membrane-bounded organelle. The transcript is spliced from 9 exons. Lineage: Eukaryota; Metazoa; Chordata; Aves; Falconiformes; Falconidae. Bases 1 to 1083 code for a protein of 360 amino acids. Gene Ontology annotation, molecular function: hydrolase activity, acting on ester bonds.